This is a messenger RNA of Pteronotus mesoamericanus, 525 nucleotides long. Its product is annotated as gamma-crystallin C. The record is from RefSeq and is a predicted model, not a curated record. Bases 1 to 525 code for a protein of 174 amino acids. Lineage: Eukaryota; Metazoa; Chordata; Mammalia; Chiroptera; Mormoopidae. The transcript is spliced from 3 exons. Gene Ontology annotation, molecular function: structural constituent of eye lens. Gene Ontology annotation, biological process: lens development in camera-type eye; visual perception.
AUGGGGAAGAUCACCUUCUACGAGGACCGCGGCUUCCAGGGCCGCCGCUACGAGUGCAGCAGCGACUGCCCCAACCUGCAGCCCUACAUCAGCCGCUGCAACUCCAUCCGCGUGGACAGCGGCUGCUGGAUGCUCUAUGAGCGCCCCAACUUCCAGGGCCGCCAGCACUUCCUGCGGCGCGGCGACUACUCCGACUACCUGCAGCGAGUGGGCCUCAGCGACUCGGUCCGCUCCUGCUGCCUCAUCCCCCAAACAGGCUCCCACAGGCUGCGGCUGUAUGAGAAAGAGGACCACAAAGGCCUCAUGAUGGAGCUGAGCGAGGACUGCUCCAGCAUCCAGGACCGCUUCCAUCUGAGUGAGGUCCGCUCCCUUCACGUGCUGGAGGGCUACUGGGUCCUCUACGAGAUGCCUAACUACCGAGGGCACCAGUAUCUGCUGAGGCCCCAAGAGUAUAGGCGCUACCAUGACUGGGGAGCCGUGGAUGCUAAGGCUGGCUCUUUGCAGAGGGUGGUAGAUUUGUGCUAA